CCUUCUUGUUACAGAAAUUACAUUCAUUUACACAAUGAGGAGGAAAGUAAAGACACGAAGUAAAACGUCUAAAUACACUCGCUAAUCUGUUGUUGUUUUUAUCUGAACUUACAGAUUAUUUCUUUAUUUCUGCGCUACAUUUAUAAUAUAUGUUUUGUGUUUAUUAUAUUGACUUGUAUUCUGUGACUUGUGUACGUGAUGACGUUGAUGUGUGCGUGAGGACAGUAGAAUUAGGAUGUGGAGGAAGUAGGUGCUGGUUCUAGACUCGGUACAUUACUCUGGUAAAGUUGGGCUGAAAGUUUCAGUGAUCAGAGAUGGAGAAGAACAAUCUGCUGUUAUUAAUCUGUGUGAUUUGGGGCGUCUCCUGUCUGUCAGACUGUAUGAACACAAAGAAAAUGAGACGACGGAGACGUGAGACCACGUGUCCUGAGGGAAACUACACCACAAGCACUAAGAUGACCUGCUGUCGCUGUGAUAAAGGUUAUUACCGGAAGAGCGACUGCAUUAGGAUGUAUGAAGCUGCUAAAUGUGAAGCGUGUGAAACCGAUUCCUUUAUGGAUCAUCCGAACGUUGCCAAACAGUGCGAGAGCUGCAAAGUGUGUUUGAGCAACGCGAACAUGGAGAUUAAAAGAGCUUGUAUAUCCUCCUCCAACACCGUGUGCAGGUGUAAGGAACAGUACUACUGUAAUGAGGACGACUGUAAGGCCUGCCACGCCUGUGAUCCGUGUGAGGAGUUCGGGGUGAAAGUGCCGUGCAGUGAAACCAACAACACACGGUGCCAUGACGGGGCUCAGAACUCUGUGAAUCUCUCGGCUGUAAUCGUGCCGAUCGGGAUCCUGUUUGCGGUGGCGGCGGCGGCGGUGGUGGUUUGGAAGAAAAAAAUGUUUUGUUUUCAUAAAUCUACAAUUAUUCAAAAUCCUGAAGAACAGGAGCCGUUACAAGAUGUGGAUCUGAGUCCCUUCCUGUCUGAAAUAGCUCAAGCUCUGGGCCUGCAGGCGGUGCGAGACGUGGCCCGACACAACGGCGUGGUCUCCGACGUGAGGAUCCAGGCCGAGAUCGCCAAUCACCCCAACGAUACGGAAGAACAGACGUUUAAGGUGCUGCAGGCCUGGCACGAGCAACACGGCAUGAAGGCGGCGUACAGCGGGCUGGUCAGCACGCUCCGAGCGGUCAGGAAGAACGCCGCCACCGGCAAGGUGAUCAAAAUCGUCACGGAUGGUCAGAACACCAGCAGGACAACCGCAUAACCUCCUCUGCUGUAAACCUCCACCGUUGAUUCAGGUCAAUAAAUAAACGCGAGCUUUUAUACAACCAGAAAAACGUCACGAAAAACAUGAAUUUAUUUAUUCAUUCGUCACGUCUAGUUUAUUUUUAUAGCACUUUUACCAUAAGGGGACGUUGUAGCCUAGUGGUUAAGGUACUGGACUAGUAAUCAUAAGGUCGCUGGUUUAAGCCCCACCACUGCCAGGUUGCUGCUGUUGGCCCCUGAGCAAGGCCCUUAAUUCCCAAUUGCUUAGACUAUACUGUCACUGUACUGUAAGUCACUUUGAAUAAAUGCAUCCGCUAAAUGCCGUGAAUGUAAAAUAGACGUUAUCUUAAAGCAGCUUCAAAGAAUCCAGGACCGACAGACCAAAAAGCCCCCAAAAAACCCUCCUGCUGAGCAGCCGAGGGCGCCAGUGGCAGCGAAAACCCCCUCAAAAUGACAGAAAGGAACCCUGAGAGGAACAAACACAACCUAGGCCAGGCUGUUCUGGACAUUUUUUGGUGCAAACACGCCAGGUUACCGUCACAUUUAGCAGGAGCAGCGUUGUAAAACAGAAGAUGGAGUUACGAUGUGAAUCAUUAAGAGUAAAAUAUCAGUUCUACAGAGAGUAGUUUUAGACUCCGCCCACUAAUUAUUACAGCGAGCAGGUAACAAGAUCAUGAAGCUUCCACAGAACAUCAGCGCCCAUCUCACCCACCAUCAUCAAACCUGAGUGAUCGGACAAGAGAGGCAGAACGACACCAACCCAACAUCCCUGAUCACCACAAGGUUCUAUCACCAAGAACCCCCAAGCUCUGCUCCUCUGUCUAUAUUCAGUGUGGGCAGCUCCGGUCCAUGAGAGCACCAGACUGACCACAACCCCAGACCCCCAGGACUGGAGCCACACCCCCCUGGUUUGGAAGGACCAAUCAAAAGCCUGAGUAAAUAAAUCUGUAUUUACCUGGACUUGAACAUUGAGACUAGUAAUUACAGGACUAGUAAUCAGAAGGUUGCUGGUUCAAGCCCCUUGGCAAGGCCCUUCACCCUCAAUUACUCAAAUUGUGUUCAGUCAUAAUUGAAGUGCCUUUGGAUGAAGUACCUGCUAAACUCUGUAAAUGUAAACGCUAAGAGACGCACCAGUGGAGUUGUGUGGGUUCAAAUCCCAGGCUGGGUGAUCCUAAACAUUAUGGGGAAGGUCGGCGCACCGUCAGCCGCUCUUCUGAGAAGCUUCUCACAGCUUUUGAAGUGUGUCUGUGGGAAUUUGUGCCCGUUCAGUAGUACAAAUGAUGGCAGUGUUUGUACGGCCGGGUGCUGAUUGAUCAGUCGGUGUUCCGGUUCAUCCCAGAGCUGUUGAGUGGGGCUGAGCUCAGGGCUCUGGGCAGGACGCUCAAUCAAACAGGACUAGUAAUCAGAAGGUUGCUGGUUCAAGCCCCUUAGCAAAGCCCUUCAACCUCAAUCCCAGGCUGGGAUCACAGGUACAGCAGGUGUAUGGUGGUGGUGCGUGAUCCUAAACAUUAUGGGGAAGGUCAGCGCACUGUCAGUACCGGAACCGACCCGGAUAAACAGGAGGGUCCCGUCAGGAACAGUGGGACCCAGACAGGUGCUUAGAGAAGUGUAGGAGGGGUCAGAGUGGAACACCGGGGUACGUCAGGGUUCUCAGAAGCGUUCGGCUGCAGAAUCAGGUUUUCAAGCUGCAUAAUUAAAAAUAUAUAUUUUAUUGUUUUAUUGUUAAACAUUUGUAAUAAUAAUGUGAAAAGCUUCACUGUGACAAAUACAAACAGAGAAAAAAAAUAUAUAAUAUAUAAAAAUAUAUUCACAUCAGUACCGAGCUGGAAUGUGAGGAGUUACAUUACAGACGCGUCUUUGUCGCCCCCUGCUGUUAAAAGAAGGUCGUGCUGUGAUUGGUGGUCCAGCUUUAGAUCUACAGAGCAAAUCUGUAGAAAUCCAGUGAGGGAUCUUUUAGAUAAAGGAGCUCCUGAUGUCUGCUGUGGUCAGGGUCUCAGUGGGUCGUUUGGGCUGCGUAUUAGCUGGGUGGUCCUAAUGUUUUGGCUGAUGUAUGAACAUGUGCAAAAAACAAACAAAAAAAACACUUUGGUUCUAACAGGUUUUAGCAGAUUUGUGUUCUUUGACUGUUGUUUACUAAAACUUGAGAAAUGAAAUGUUUACUAUAGAAGCUCUUCUGUAAGUCACUCUGGAUAAGAGCGUCUGCUAAAUGCAGAAAAUGUAAAUGUGCUUCCUCUAGAUUUAGUUUUUUAUUGCAGGUCGAUCACAUUAAUAACGACACUUAUUUUUACUUUGUUUAUCAGCUGCAGAUGAAAAGCUGCUAAUUUAAUAAAUGUGACGUUAAUGUUUUAAUGUAAAAUGCAAUAAAA
Trichomycterus rosablanca is the source of this 3615-nucleotide messenger RNA. It is a transcript of the gene fas, whose product is annotated as Fas cell surface death receptor. The record is from RefSeq and is a predicted model, not a curated record. Gene Ontology annotation, molecular function: protein binding; tumor necrosis factor receptor activity. Lineage: Eukaryota; Metazoa; Chordata; Actinopteri; Siluriformes; Trichomycteridae. The coding region runs from base 315 to 1247 and encodes 310 amino acids. Gene Ontology annotation, biological process: immune response; negative regulation of apoptotic process; motor neuron apoptotic process. Gene Ontology annotation, cellular component: external side of plasma membrane; membrane raft; CD95 death-inducing signaling complex. The transcript has 8 exons.